Cydia amplana is the source of this 740-nucleotide messenger RNA. RefSeq lists its product as uncharacterized. Gene Ontology annotation, cellular component: mitochondrion. The transcript has a single exon. The record is from RefSeq and is a predicted model, not a curated record. Gene Ontology annotation, biological process: piRNA processing. Gene Ontology annotation, molecular function: RNA endonuclease activity producing 5'-phosphomonoesters, hydrolytic mechanism. Lineage: Eukaryota; Metazoa; Arthropoda; Insecta; Lepidoptera; Tortricidae. Bases 68 to 703 code for a protein of 211 amino acids.
CAUAAUUGCUGAUGUUGUUUCUUCUUCAAAAGAUAAAUGUGGUAAAUGAACACGAUCCGAAAACAAAAUGACACCUUUGUUGAAGAUAAGCAAGUCUAUAUUCAUCUUUAUUGCACUUACUUUUGCUUCUAAAUGGGCUUACCUAUAUUACUAUAACAAGGAAAAGAAAAUAGCGCUAAAAGAAAUUCACGAAGUUUUGAUGUUUUCUCAUGGACUCGGAGAGCUACAAAGAAGUAAAUAUUCAAGAUGCGUCGUUACCCAGAGCAUGGACCGACUGUUAUCUUUUGUAAACUCCCCAAGAUACACAUUGGACAUAUGUAUGUACGUUUUGACUAAUCUGGAUUUAGCCCAGACAGUGUUAAAGCAGCAUUUGAAAGGAGUCAAAGUCCGUGUAAUAGUUGACGCUGACAUGGCGUAUGCUUCUGGUUCUCACAUAAGAAAAUUGGAGAAACAAGGUAUUCCUGUUAGGUGGAUGAAAUCAACAAACCUUAUGCACCAUAAGUUCUCAUUGGUAGACGCGUCGAGCGAAGACGCAGCUAUUGUGCCGGUGGUGAUAAUGGGAUCUCUCAACUGGACCAAUCAAGCUUUGAGUGGCAACUGGGAAGAUGUUACAGUCACUUCACAAAGGGAAAUUGUUGACAAAUACAGACUGGAGUUUGAACGUCUUUGGGUUCUAUUUAAACCAAUAGUAGAUAAGUAUUAAUGUCCCAUGCACAAACACAUUGCUAGUAAUGUGGAAU